AUGGAGCUGCUGAAGGGACUGCCAUUGCGCCGCACCUUCCUGGCUGUCAUCCUGAACCUGCUGGCUCUCACCCUCUCCACCACAGCUUUGCUGGGCAGCUACUGGUGCACUGGGACUCAAAAAGUGCCCAAGCCUUUGUGUGGGAAGACCAAAGCCUCCCAGUGCAUCGGUGUCCCCCUUCCAUCUGAUGAUGCAAGUAACAUUUCAUCUGAGGACUCAAUGCACUACAGCUGGGAGACUGGAGAUGACCGCUUUGCCUUCAGAUACUUCCACACAGGGAUGUGGCUUUCCUGUGAAGAGAGCAUGGAAGGCACAGAAGAGAAAUGCCGCAGCUUUAUUGAGCUUUCACCACCAGCAGAGAGAGGAAUCUUGUGGCUGUCACUGGGUUCAGAGAUGCUGUACAUCAGCUUGCUGCUCAUCAGCUUCAUCCUCCUGAUGGUGGAAAUUCUGCAUACUGGCAAUCCUGUCUGUGGGAUGAAGCUCAAUGCCUUUGCUGCUGUCUCCUCAGUGCUGUCAGGUCUCCUUGGGAUGGUGGCACACAUGAUGUACAGUCAAGUCUUCCAGGCAACAGUUAAUCUGGGACCGGAGGACUGGAGACCACACACAUGGGACUAUGGCUGGGCAUUCUACAUGGCCUGGGCCUCCUUUACCUGCUGCAUGGCCUCUGCUGUCACCACUCUCAAUACCUACACCAAGACAAUACUGGAGUUCAAAAGGAACCACAUCAAGGGAUAUGAUGAGAGCCUCAAGGAGAACCCUCAGCACCACCAGUGCUUCAUACAGCAAAUAAGCAGCUACUAUGAGCCCAAAGGCAAGGUCUUCCAUUCAGUCUCUGAGGGAGUCGACUUCUACACUGAUCUGCAGCAGAAAAUACUGCAGCGGGAACCAGAGCUGGACCUGGACGAAGUCUUGGGCCAGACAGUUGGGGAAGAUCGCUGUUAG
Molecule: messenger RNA, 942 nt
Organism: Sturnus vulgaris (Common starling)
Lineage: Eukaryota; Metazoa; Chordata; Aves; Passeriformes; Sturnidae
Source: RefSeq, a predicted model, not a curated record